Messenger RNA from Anthonomus grandis grandis, 964 nucleotides. RefSeq lists its product as uncharacterized. The coding region runs from base 36 to 587 and encodes 183 amino acids. Gene Ontology annotation, cellular component: nucleus; transcription regulator complex. NCBI's taxonomy places the organism in Eukaryota, Metazoa, Arthropoda, Insecta, Coleoptera, Curculionidae. The transcript has 2 exons. Gene Ontology annotation, biological process: regulation of transcription by RNA polymerase II. The record is from RefSeq and is a predicted model, not a curated record.
UCGUUGAAAAAUACAAUGUUUUGUAUGACCAUACCAUGGAAGACUACUCAAAUAGGCAUGUGCAAGAAAAAGCCUGGAAUGAAGUUGGAAAAGAAAUAAAUGAAACAGGAGCUGCAUGUAAGGAGAAAUGGAAAAAUUUAAGAUCUGCUUAUACCCGUCAUUUAAGGCAAAAACCACCAUCUGGAUCAUCAGCACAAACAAAGAAAAAAUAUUAUUUAGCAGACUAUUUAGACUUUCUCCUGCCGUUCACUAAAUCUAGGCAACAAAAGGGUAGCAUUCCAUCUCCCAAAAAUAUAAAUGAAGAAACAAAUAAUAUUUCGACUCAAGAAGAAUCUUCGGAUAUUGAGCCUCCUGAAAUACAUGACAAAAAUGAUCUAAAUAGGGAUGCAUUUGAAGAAUCCUCUACUUUAUUAGUCACUGAAAGCGCAUUAACUCGCAAUAAAAGUUCUGCAAAAAAGCGCAAAGAAGUGGACUCUCCAAAGAAAUGUGCCAUUGAUUAUUUUACAUCGAAAAGCCGAGGCCAAUCGGAAAAACCGGAAGAUGCUGACUUGCUAUUUCUUAAAAGUCUUCUGCCCGAUUUACAGUGAAUGACAAACGCCCAAAAACACGAAUUUAAAUAUAAAACAAUGCAAGUUAUUGGUGAAAUACUUUCCAAACCACCACCAAAUAAUUUUACCCUAUCUCAAACAAAUCUCAACAGAUUUGUUAUAAUUCAAGCAACAGUAACUUUCACCCAUUUUCAAACAGUUCUCAAGCGCAAACUACGUACUCUUCAAGCCAAAUAAGCACACCUAUGACUUCUCCAAAUACCGAUUAUGACUAUUUAAAUUUGUAAUACGUAAUAAAUACUUACACAAUUAAAAUGAAAUUUGAUUUAGUUACUUACCUCAUUGUAAUAAUUAGUUUUUCCUUUGGUGUAAUGGAUUCCUGAAAUUUUUUAACUGAUCUCUUGAUAUAAGGUCAA